Mytilinidion resinicola is the source of this 459-nucleotide messenger RNA. RefSeq lists its product as uncharacterized. The transcript has a single exon. The record is from RefSeq and is a predicted model, not a curated record. NCBI's taxonomy places the organism in Eukaryota, Fungi, Ascomycota, Dothideomycetes, Mytilinidiales, Mytilinidiaceae. Bases 33 to 266 code for a protein of 77 amino acids.
ACACCCACACAACCCCCCAACAUACCCCCAAAAUGGCCACAGCCACGCAUACCUGCCCGUUGCGCGGCCUCGGCAAAGCCCACGGCCACGGCUCGUGCAUCAAGUCGAAGAUCAUCCCACCCCACUGCGUCCGCCACUACUGCAUGCGGCACCAAUGGCCGUGCCCAGCGUGCGGACGGCUGUUCAAGCGGAGUCACGGCCGCUGCAAGGCCUGCCAAACGAAGAAGAGCUUGAUCUGGAUCCGAGGAUAUGGCGUGAUACGUUGAGGAGAGGGCGGGUGAGUACGGGGAGGGGGCAAUAUUGGGGAUGUUGAGCUGACGUGAUGGGUAGAACUUCGCGACAACGCUACGCGAUGCGGUUGAGUGGCGGCUUGGGCGGGAGCUUGGACGUGGGAGGGGAUAUAGGAGACGGGGUUUGGGGAGGUUGGCGAGUGGCUGGGGUGCUUGGAGUGGGUUGGCU